GACUGCGUUCAGAUCAGACAGAGCAACCAUGGCCAGUACAGACGCGAAACCACCAAAGGACGGGGAAAAGAAGAAUGGGGAGAAAAAGAACGAGGAGAAGACCCUCACGCCGACAGCCGAAAUCAAAGUUAACAUCGCCUUUAUCGAGCGAGCCGUGUCCGAGCUUGAACCGCGGUUUACUCACCGUGUAUUGCGAUCACUCACUGCGCUCAGGAAACGCACUAACGAUAAGGUCUUGCGAGAUGCCAUAGAAGAGAACUACCCAGCAGACUCGGCCAGGCCGAGAUGGAUUGUCGAUUCUACUGCCUACCCCCCAAGUACACCGCCUUCGAAACCUACCUCUGACCCCGUUCCCGAAGUGGAGAUAUACCUUCGUCUUCUCAUCAUUCACCACUUCCACACUUCCAAGGAGAAUUACGCCAAAUCCAUCCAACUGUCCAACGAGACAGUAGACAAAAUGCAAGCGCUAAAUCGCAGAAGUGUGGAUCCAAUUGCUGCGAAAAUAUGGUUCGCUGUCGAACGAUCGUACGAACUAAGUGGUGAACUCGCCGACGCGCGACCACUGUUUUUGGCGGCUCAGCGGACAGCCGCAUUGCGUCAUGACGAUGAUACGCAAGCUUCCCUCAUUAACCGUCUUCUCCGAAGCUAUCUCCAUUACAACUUGUACGAUCAGGCAGAUAAACUGGUUUCAAAAACCACAUUCCCUACCUCCGCCAGUAACCCCCAAUUUGCUCGGUACCACUACUUCUUGGGGCGCAUAAAGGCAGUACAAUUAAACUAUACCACUGCUCACACGAAUUUGCAAGCAGCCAUUCGCCGUGCACCACCUGCGAAAACAGCGCCUGGUUUCUACCAAGCCGUGCACAAGCUUUUCGUGGUUGUUGAAUUGCUGAUGGGAGACAUUCCCGAUCGUAGCAUAUUUAGGCACCCCGUCCUCGAGAAAGCGCUCGCUGCCUAUUUUGACAUCGUCAAGGUGGUCCGCACGGGCUCCCUCUCCGAGUUCCAGGCAACGUUGACGAAGCAUGCGGCACAGUUCGAAGCAGACAAAACAUACACUCUGAUCGUUCGUCUCCGGCAGAACGUCAUUAAGACUGGUAUCCGUCGCCUCUCCCUAUCGUAUUCACGCAUCUCCUUGCGUGACAUUUGUCUCAAGCUCCACCUUGACUCCGAAGAAGAUGCGGAAUACAUCGUUGGAAAGGCUAUCCGUGAUGGCGUUAUCGACGGUCGGAUUAUUCAUGAAAAAGGUUGGAUGGAAUGUGAAGGUAGAAAGAAUGGAUAUGGACCUGACGUCAGUGAGGUGUACAUGCGAAGAAUUGCGUACUGCAUGGAUCUCCACAACCAGAGUGUGAAGGCAAUGCGUUACCCCCAGGACGCUCACCGGAAAGAACUGGCCGCCGCGCAGGGAGCCCGAGAACGUGAGAGGGAGCUCGCCAAGGAAAUAGAGGAAGGAGACUUGGAUGAAGAUGACGGCGGUCUGGGUGGCUUUUGAUGAUCGAUGUCGGACAACACCCCUGGUCCCUCAUAGUUGCAGACAUCCGUGAUUCCUAUUAGGUCGGACUUCGUUGCAUGGAACCUAUUUCCAACGUGCCGAAUAAUAAUAUUCGUCAACGGCGGUACUGCACAGUACUAUUAGUAUCACACCAGGCUUGGAUCCGUAGGACUUCCAUAUAAGCGUCCAUCCCGGACUUCCCGGUGCCAACUUGAACCCUGUUUACUUAGCUACAAGCACAGAUACGAAGAAAGUAUGCAGAGGACACAUCCUAUGAUGUACCCUGCCGGAGCCAAAGCAGAUGACCG
Pisolithus orientalis is the source of this 1797-nucleotide messenger RNA. Its product is annotated as PCI domain-containing protein. Gene Ontology annotation, cellular component: proteasome regulatory particle, lid subcomplex; proteasome complex. NCBI's taxonomy places the organism in Eukaryota, Fungi, Basidiomycota, Agaricomycetes, Boletales, Pisolithaceae. The transcript is spliced from 6 exons. Gene Ontology annotation, molecular function: enzyme regulator activity. Gene Ontology annotation, biological process: regulation of protein catabolic process; ubiquitin-dependent protein catabolic process. The record is from RefSeq and is a predicted model, not a curated record. The coding region runs from base 29 to 1489 and encodes 486 amino acids.